GGAGGCGCACUAGGGCGCAGGCGGCCCGGCCAUGAGCAGCCGGGCAGGCCCGGGCCCCGGCCCCGGCGCCCCGUCUUCUCCCCCGCCCGCCUCCCCGGCCACCCCGAGGCCCGGGUCCGAGACCGGGCUGGACGAGCCAGAUGCCCCCACCACUUUCUGUAAGCUCCUGCCCAGGAUGUCUCCAUGGAAGUUCGCGGGGCCCGCCGCCUUUCUCAGCCGCAGCCCGUCCAGCGCGGGCAAGGAGCUGGCCCCAGCAUCGGCCACCAAGGGCGGCGGCCUGGAGGAGGUGUCCGCGCCGGGAUCCGGGACUGGGCCCGGCCUGGCCGCAGUACUGGGCGCCUGCGAACCCGUGUGCGCCAGCCCCUGCUCCUUGCAGCUGAUGAGCCGCUGCCGAGGCACGGCCGGGGCCCGCCAGGCCGGGGCUGCUGCCGGAGCGCGGGGAGUUGGGUCCGGGGCGCGACCACCGCCGGCCGGCGACGAAUGGAGUCGCAAAGGCAGUUUUAUCCACAAGCCCCCGCAGGGCUGGCUGCACCCGGACGACAGGGUCCUGGGGCCGGGGGUCUCCUACAUCGUGCGGUACAUGGGCUGCAUAGAGGUACUACGUUCCAUGAGGUCCCUGGAUUUUAACACCCGGACCCAGGUUACCCGGGAGGCGAUCAAUAGGCUUUAUGAAGCAGUGCCUGGUGUCCGAGGUGCCUGGAAGAAAAAGGCCCCCAACAAAGCCCUUUUCUCCAUCCUUGGGAAGAGCAACCUCCGUUUUGCUGGUAUGAGUAUUACAAUCAACAUCUCCAUCGAUGGGCUCAACCUCAUGGUGCCCACCACUCGCCAGAUCAUCGCUAACCAUCACAUGCAGUCCAUCUCCUUCGCCUCCGGUGGCGACACGGACAUGACCGAUUACGUGGCCUAUGUGGCAAAGGAUCCCAUUAACCAGAGAGCCUGUCACAUCCUGGAGUGCUGCGAAGGAUUAGCCCAGAACGUCAUCAGCACUGUGGGCCAGGCCUUCGAGCUGCGCUUCAAACAGUAUCUCUACAGCCCCCCCAAAGUGGCCAUUCCCCCCGAAAGGAUGUUGGGGAACGAGGAGUCAACUUGGGGUGAGGAGGAGGAUGUCAACGAACACGAUUAUUAUAACAGCAUCCCUGGGAAGGAGCCCCCCCUGGGCGGCCUGGUGGACUCCCGGCUCUGGGCGCCCAGCUAUGUCCACACCCAGCCCCCCAGCUCAGGGGCUUUCAGCCAGAUUGGAUCCCCGGCCCGGAGAGAGCAACGGAGUCAGGCUGGCCUGCACUGGGACCUGGGUCUCCCUGGCCAGCCCUGUGACGAUGGCUACCUGCAGGCAGACAGCCGGCCUCUGGGCUCCCGGGACUAUGAGGAGCACAUGUAUGUGAACACCCAGAACCUGGAGAGCUGGGAGACUGAGCCUGCAGCCCCGGAGGAGAGCCCUAAGAAGGACCUUUUUGAUAUGAGGCCCUUUGAAGACGCCCUGAAACUGCACGAGUGUUCCGUGGCCAGCAGCGGGCCCAUCCCCAUCGAGGACCAGUGGCCCAGCCCUCCCACUCGUCGGGCUCCCAUUGCCCCAACAGAGGAGCAGCUCCGCCGAGAACCCUGGUACCAUGGCAAGAUGAGCCGGCGGGCAGCCGAGAAAUUGCUCAGGACAGAUGGGGACUUCCUGGUGCGGGACAGCGUCACUAACCCCGGGCAGUAUGUCCUAACGGGCAUGCACGGGGGUCAGCCCAAGCACCUGCUCCUGGUGGACCCCGAGGGCGUGGUACGGACCAAGGAUGUGCUGUUUGAGAGCAUCAGCCACCUUAUUGAUUACCAUCUGCAAAACGGGCAGCCCAUCCUGGCCGCUGAGAGUGAACUGCACCUGCGAGACGUGGUGAAGCGAGAACCCUGACCCGGCCUAGGGUGUGUCCCAGGGAGAGGGUGCUGUUCGCUUUCCAGGGUCCCUGGACUGGGCCGUUUAAAGAGAGACGAAAAGGCCAGGCUACAAGUGUCCUUUCCCUCACCCCCUCCUCACAUGUACUGCAUCAUAGAACAUAGAACAUAAGGUUUUAGAGAUGGAAGGGCUCUUCCAACAAUUUAUCAGAACUGGAAGAGUUCUCAGAACAUGAAUGUCAGAACUGGAGGGCCUCAGUGUCUCUACCAGAAACCCAAUGCCAACUUAUGUAGGUGGGCAGAAACCAUCUGCUCCUGCCCUCCCUGGCCCUCCUUUCCUUUGUAAGAGGAAGAGUCUAGAUUCGGAGGCUCCCCCCAGUCUGACAGUGUAUGUGCUCCGAUCCCUUUUAGUCUAGACGUUCUGUGUUCGGUGUUCUGGGUCCCUUCUUGUUCUGAAGUGCUACAGGUCCUCUCCUUUCACUGUCCCCAGCUCCCAGAUGGUUCCUUCUCCAUCUGCUUGCCUGUGCUCGCCCUUACAGCUCCAGCUCUGGCCCUACCCUCCCUCAUCCUUCUUGGAUGGGUAUGUCUCCGCCCAGCACUGAGCCUGGAAUUGCUGUCAUCACCACUCGCCUUCUAAGUGAAGGACCGGCUGCUGCUUCUCCUGGGCCAAGGGGGAUAGGUCAAUCUGGGUCUCUGGGAGCCCCAGCCCUCCCUUCCUUGCCUUCAUUCACCUGGCGUGAAUGUGUUCAUACCAAAGAUGAAACUUUUUCUGACUUUUUUUUAAACAAACGAAUAAUAAUAACAAAAUGAUGGACAACUUCCAA
Antechinus flavipes (yellow-footed antechinus) is the source of this 2696-nucleotide messenger RNA. RefSeq names its product SHC adaptor protein 2 (gene SHC2). The transcript has 12 exons. The record is from RefSeq and is a predicted model, not a curated record. Gene Ontology annotation, molecular function: receptor tyrosine kinase binding. Gene Ontology annotation, cellular component: plasma membrane. The coding region runs from base 32 to 1891 and encodes 619 amino acids. Lineage: Eukaryota; Metazoa; Chordata; Mammalia; Dasyuromorphia; Dasyuridae. Gene Ontology annotation, biological process: intracellular signal transduction; cell surface receptor protein tyrosine kinase signaling pathway.